Drosophila mojavensis is the source of this 1733-nucleotide messenger RNA. RefSeq lists its product as uncharacterized. The record is from RefSeq and is a predicted model, not a curated record. Lineage: Eukaryota; Metazoa; Arthropoda; Insecta; Diptera; Drosophilidae. The coding region runs from base 175 to 1686 and encodes 503 amino acids. The transcript has 5 exons.
CUUUUAAUAAUUAAUUAAUGCGUUUAUUUGCUUAAAUUACAGAGCUUUGUAGUGUUUCAGGAGCAUAUACCGCAAUUUAUUCGUAAUUUUUAUAAAGCAAGCACUUACUCAAUUUGGCGGUCGAUUCAAAAUUAUUUUAUCUUUGUGUACACCGAUGAGUUGCUUGAAAAGCCUAUGGAAUCUGAUAGUUAUAUGAAUGGUUACCUAUUUCUUGAUCAACCGAACAUUCUUUUGGUCAACGCCAAACUACGUAAUUCGAGCAUAUUUGAAAUUAAAACCAAUCGCUUUGUUGGUUCUCGAUUUGAGAGCAAACCACAUUUUUAUACACAGCAUAUUUAUGAUGCCCAAGCCGAAAAGGUUAUAUGGAAUAGUGCUAAAGAUUUAUCAAGUAAAAUGAAAAAUUUACAAGGACGCGAAGUUGUGUUGGGUCUAUUUAAUUAUGAACCAUUUAUGCUACUUAGCUAUGAAAAACAACCAGCAAUGUUCGAUCGCGCUUCCAAUAAAACAGAGGCGCAUGCCGAUGGCACCGAGGUCCGUGUCAUACUCACUUUCUGCGAAAUUUACAAUUGCACUCUGCAAAUAGAUACAAGCGAAAAAUCCGAGUGGGGCGACCUCUAUCCAAAUGAUACAGGCGUUGGAUUGAUGGGCAUGGUGGUGAACAGAACAAUUGAUUACGCCAUGGGCGGCUUGUUUAUGUGGUACGAAGCCUAUAAGCAAAUGGAUAUGUCAAGUUUUCUUGGACGUUCUGGUAUAACAUGUCUAGUGCCGGCGCCGCGUAGAAUUAUCAACUGGGCUUUGCCGCUGCAGCCAUUCCAGGCCAAGCUGUGGCUAUGUGUCGUCAUUUGCCUUGCCUUAGAAUGCCUAGCUCUAGCCGGCACACAUCACUGCGAGUUUUCAGCUUCAGAGCCGCGCUGGCGAAAGAGUCUGCGCUUUGCUUAUGUCAGCACGCUCAAGUUGUUUGUUAACCAGAGCACUCAUUAUGUAGCCAAAUCGUAUGCACUCCGCACUGUCCUGCUGGCGAGCUAUAUGAUCGACAUAAUCUUGACCACCGUUUAUGGUGGGGGAUUGGCAUCCAUACUGACGCUGCCGAAAUUGGAGGAAGCUGCUGAUUCGCGGCAACGUCUCUAUGAGCACAAGAUGACCUGGACAGGGACUUCUUAUGCCUGGAUAACCACCAUUGAUGUUAACAAUGAUGAUGAUCCCGUCUUACUGGGAAUCUUCGAGCACUAUCGUGUAAAUGAUGCAGCGACCAUGGCAGCGAAAUCCCGCACUGAACAGAUGGGCUUUGUGGUCGAGCGAAUGCUUUUUGGACACGUGGCAAACGCUGAAUUGAUUCCUGAUAAUGCUUUGCCGCGACUCAAACUAAUGGUGGAUGAUCUCUUCUUUUCCUACACAAAUGCGUACGUUCCCCGCUUGUGGCCAUUAUGUGGCAUUCAUAAUGACUUCACGCUCGCCUGGCAUUCAUCCGGAUUUGACAAGUACUGGGAGUGGAAAAUCGUGGCUGACUACAUGAAUGCCCAUAGGCAAAAUCGCAUCGUAUCCUCAAAAAGACCCAACUUUGAUAUUGGACCCGUUAAGCUGGGCAUUGACAAUUUCAUGGGCCUGGUCAUGUUGUGGUGCUUUGGCAUGUCCUGCAGUGUGGUGGCAUUUUUGCUUGAGUUAUGGUGGAUAGAUAUUAAAAACUAAUUUAUUUGAUUUGUUCAUAACCGAAAUAAAGUCUCACAUAUCAGUAA